AUGGCUGACGGUAACGCGGGGGCAUCGGCUGUCUUCGUCCUCCUCAACGUCACCGGGAGCUCCAACUCCACCCGCGCUGUGCAGGCGGCUCAGGUGAUCCAGUGGCUGACGCUGAGCAUCGGACUGCCGGCCAUCGGACUCGCUCUGUACACCCUGAAGAACCUGUCCAAAGGUGAGAACAAGGUCCCCAUGCACGUCAUGUUCCUGCUGGUCUCGGACAUCGUGAGCUUCUUCGGCCGCCCCAGCCUGGACCAGGACAUGGUCACCGGCGCUGCCUUCUCCUCCAACCCCACCGACUUCAUCUUCUACUUCGGCAUCGUCACCAACGUGACCCUCAUGCUGUUCAUCGCUCAGGAGCGCCACCUCACGGUGGCCUACCCUCGGUGUCUGGUCUGCUGCGGGAACAUCCGGCGCUCUCCCGUGGUUACCUUGAUGACGUGGGCAGCUCCCUUCGCCAUCUUGGCCCUCGCCGUGCUGAAUUACAGCUUGUGGUUCGCCGUGGCUCUGCUCGCUCCGUUCCCCUUCCUCCUCUUCUUCACCGUGGACUCCUGGAGGGCCGUGAUGUGCUCCCGGUCCAACCCUAAAACCCCCGAGAGGAGGAGGGGGGUGUGGGGGAUUGGAGCCAUCCUGGCUAGCUACACCCUCCUGUACGUGCCCUUCAUCCUCAGCGUCCUCCUGGAGGCGCUGUCCUUCGGGGAGACGGUGAAGUACCUGGGUCUGGUGUCCCACAUGCUGCUCUACCUCAGCCCCCUGGUGGACCCCUUCGUUUACAUAUUCAUGACCAAAGGGUUCAAGGAGGUGAUGCUGGCGCUGCCCUGCUGUCAGAACCGCAGCUGGAGACAGAACCAGAGUCCCACCGUGGAGACCGUGGCCGAGAGCGUGGAGACCAGGCUUUGAUGAAUCAAUUGGGAGCAAUCGGGUUUGGAAUAUUUGCCCAAACCAGAGACCCUUUAGGUCAAAGCAUAAACCACAAAGCUGGCAGUGAUGGAAGAAGUACUUUUACUUUAGAAGAACUGCCGAUGCCACGUUUUUAAAUACCUGUUUCAAGCAGAAGUCGUGCAAACUAAAUCUAAGCAAGUUCUGCGAUCAAACAAAUAUAUUAAAGUACCAAAAGGAAAAGUUGCUGUUGUGCAAACGGACCCUUCAUACAUCUUGGUUCAGUGACUGGAUUGAUGUGUUCAUUCUAA
Eleginops maclovinus (Patagonian blennie) is the source of this 1187-nucleotide messenger RNA. RefSeq lists its product as uncharacterized. Gene Ontology annotation, molecular function: G protein-coupled receptor activity. Lineage: Eukaryota; Metazoa; Chordata; Actinopteri; Perciformes; Eleginopidae. Gene Ontology annotation, biological process: phospholipase C-activating G protein-coupled receptor signaling pathway; positive regulation of Rho protein signal transduction. Bases 1 to 897 code for a protein of 298 amino acids. Gene Ontology annotation, cellular component: plasma membrane. The record is from RefSeq and is a predicted model, not a curated record. The transcript has 2 exons.